AUGACGAUCCCCUCCUCGGUGAAGCUCCGAUACACAUCAUCCCAACGAGAAAUUCAACUUCCGGACCGUCUCAGCCAUUCACAGGGCCUGCUGCAUCAUCGAUAUGCGCCCCAUGCGGCGGCUUGGUUGGAUGUUGGGGUGCACCGACUAGAGGUCGGGGAAGCGUCAAGGGCGAGUCCGGGGGGGAAACAGUCUGGAUCUAACUCGACAAGUGUCGAGAUGCAGACUAUCUGCUGCCCCAAACUCAUCCCCGGACUGAGCGGCAUCAAGCGGAUAGCGGCACAAGCGAGAGGGGGUUGCGCCUCUGCUACAGGAGGGCCACAAUGGGACGAUCCCCUCCUAGAGGCAGCCAACAAACCAAGGAACCUCGUCGAGACGCAGUCUGGCCCUCUGGUCUCGUCAGGCUCUAGACACUUGGCGAUGCCGAUGCAAGAACGCCAAAAACCCAAUAGCGGUUACAUUUGCCUCCAUCGCGUUGCGCUGAGGCCGUCCACACACACCGGCUUCAUGAACGCCGGUGGCGACGCUAUGGAGAAGCGGGUUUUGCCUUUGUUGGAAAAUCUUGUCUGA
Molecule: messenger RNA, 570 nt
Organism: Fusarium vanettenii 77-13-4
Lineage: Eukaryota; Fungi; Ascomycota; Sordariomycetes; Hypocreales; Nectriaceae
Exons: 2
Coding region: 1-570 (189 amino acids)
Source: RefSeq, a predicted model, not a curated record